This is a messenger RNA of Juglans regia (Persian walnut), 2304 nucleotides long. RefSeq names its product probable WRKY transcription factor 20. Bases 181 to 1947 code for a protein of 588 amino acids. The record is from RefSeq and is a predicted model, not a curated record. Gene Ontology annotation, biological process: regulation of DNA-templated transcription. Gene Ontology annotation, molecular function: sequence-specific DNA binding; DNA-binding transcription factor activity. The transcript is spliced from 6 exons. Lineage: Eukaryota; Viridiplantae; Streptophyta; Magnoliopsida; Fagales; Juglandaceae.
GAGAGAUCCAUUGUAACAAGUCAACCGCGUCUCACUCUCUCACUUUCCUCUCUGACAAACUUCACACACACACACACAAUCGCCUCUAAAUUACCAUUCUGCCCAUCCCUUCUCCCCUUCCAUACCAUUAAAGCCACACUUCUCCGCUCUCUUCCCACUCUCCCAUCCCAAUCGCUCGAAAUGUCGCAGACUCAAACCUCCUCUCUCUCCCAGUUUCGGCUGAGUAGCUCCGGUGACUUGGCACCCGGAAACGCCGACGAUUCGGGUCACCCUGGUUCGAACUCCGCCAAAUACAAGCUCAUGUCGCCGGCCAAGCUCCCGAUCUCGAGGUCCGCGUGCAUCACGAUCCCACCCGGGCUUAGCCCGACGUCAUUCCUCGAGUCCCCUGUGCUUCUCUCCAACAUGAAGGCAGAGCCCUCUCCGACCACCGGUUCCUUUAUGAAGCCUCAAGUGAUCCAUGGCCCUGCUAGUUCUGCUGCACAUCCGGGAACUACAGUUUGCUCCAACACCGAUUCCUUCAAUGAAAGAAAUCCCAGCUUCUUCGAAUUUAAACCUCAUGCCACAUCAAAUAUGGUUCCUGCAGAUCUGAACCACCAUAGAAAUGAACAAUCUAUCCAAGUCCAAGGUCAGUGCCAUCCUCACGCCUUUGCAUCAUCAGCAUCAGUGAAAAAUGAGAUGGCAGUUUCCUCAAACGAGUUGAGUCUUUCAGCACCAAUUCACAUGGUAACUUCAGGGGCUAGUGCACCGGCUGAAGUUGAUUCAGGUGAGCUAAACCAUAGAGGAACCCCAAAUACUGGGUUUCAAGCUUCACAAUCUGAGUCUAAAGGAGGUGGAAUUUCUGCUGUUGCUGAGAGGCCAUCGGAUGAUGGAUAUAACUGGCGAAAAUAUGGACAGAAACUUGUUAAAGGAUGUGAAUUUCCACGUAGCUAUUACAAAUGUACACAUCCUAACUGUGAAGUGAAAAAGCUGUUUGAGCGCUCUCAUGAUGGACAGAUUACUGAGAUUAUCUACAAGGGUACACAUGAUCAUCCUAAACCCCAACCAAGCCGUCGGUAUACUUCUGGUACCAUGAUGACUGUCCAAGAAGAAAGAUCUGAUAAGGCUCCAUCUUUAACUGGUCGAGAUGAGAAGUCUGGCAUCUAUGGACAAACAUCCCAUGCAGUUGAGCCAAAUGGUACUCCUGACCUAUCUCCUGUCAUGGCAAAUGAUGAUAGUCUAGAUGGUGCAGGUUCAACUCCAAAUAGGAACAAUGAUGAUGUUGAGGAUGAUGAUUUAUUCUCCAAACGGAGGAAAAUGGACAUUGGUGGGCUUGAUGUCACUCCAGUGGUUAAACCUAUCCGGGAACCACGUGUAGUUGUCCAAACUCUUAGUGAGGUAGAUAUACUGGAUGAUGGGUAUCGCUGGCGCAAAUAUGGGCAGAAAGUGGUCAGAGGUAAUCCUAAUCCAAGGAGCUACUACAAAUGUACAAAUGCUGGAUGCCCUGUUAGAAAACAUGUGGAGAGGGCAUCUCAUGAUCCCAAAGCAGUUAUAACCACAUAUGAGGGAAAACAUAAUCACGAUGUGCCUACUGCAAGGACAAGUAGCCAUGACACAGCAGGACACACAACUGUGAGUGGACCGUCAAGGAUUAUUAGAUCAGAAGAAAGUGAUACCAUUAGCCUUGAUCUUGGGGUUGGGAUCAGCUCAGCUGUUGAAAAUAGGUCCAACGAGCCCAGGCAGGCACAUCAUUCUGAAAUUCUGGGAGUCCAAUCUCACGCUAGCAAUUCAAAUUUUAAGGUGUUUCAAGCAACCCCAGUUUCAGCAUAUUUUGGUGUUCUAAGUACCGGCUUAAGUCGAUAUGGAUCAAGAGAAAAUCCAAGUGAAGGCCGAAAGAUUGAAAUUCCACCUUUAAACCAUUCCUCUUACCCAUUUCCACAGAACAUGGGAAAGAUACUGACGGGUCCUUGAGAUUCUUUACAAUGCAAUGAUAACAAAAAUAAAAUACGGUGUGAUUUAUUUUUUAUUUUUUACUUAUAUGUAUUUUCCUUUCUUUCUUCAGCAGUUGAGGACAAGAAGACGAGUCUCUAGAUGAAACAGGAUUCGUCUUAAUUUUACCUUAAUAUCUGAGAGCUGUUCUUGACAUUGACUGCCCCCAGCAAAUUUCUUUUAAGUCCAAUACUGUUUGUAUAAUGUUGACUUCUGGGUGAAACUCUGUAUAAAUAUGAAAUUAAGACUGGUGUAUGAUUUUCUGACAGGAAGACUUUAUUGUAACUUAAGAACUUGUACGAUAUUGGAAGGAAGUAUGGUUUCAUUUUCGCUUUCUAA